AUGAGCAAGAAAGGAACACGAGCACAGCUGAGCUGUUCUGGGAAUCUGGGAACAUCUGCUUUAUCGAACUUGAAUCAAUACUCAACGAAUGUCCUGAUAAUUUCGUUGACGCUAUCUUUAACAAGUUCAUCGUCAAAGCACAGCUAUCUGGCUGAAUUUGUCAGCAAGGCUCGGAAGGCCAAACAAUGCCUAAGUGACAUUGGACUGCCCGAAGCCGCCAACAACCCUGUCUACAUUAACGAUCACCUCACCCCCGAAAACAAGGCACUCUUUUCUCAGGCACUGGCUUCAAAGAAGGGGAACAACCGGAAAUUCUUGUGGACAGAUAACUGUCAAAUAAAAGCCAGGAAGACAACGGAGAGCAAGGUGCUACGCAUCACCUGCGAAGCCGACCUGCCCGAAAAUCUGCUAUUUGCAUUGCCUUCCUGUGGCUAUGCAGGUUUCCUAUCUACAGCGUCCGUGAAAGAGUACGAUUCAUUUGUGUCCGUAAAAGACGGACUACAUUCCUGCCGUCAGUGCAACUACGUGACCAAUAUCAAGACAAACAUGGUCGUACAUGUUCGAAGACACACUGGCGAGCGCCCAUUCAAGUGCCACCUGUGUCCGGCCGCAUUCGUCCAGGCCGACAAACUCGCACAGCACAUUCGUACCCACACAGGAGAUCGUCCUUUUUCCUGUGUCCGCUGCAUUGCAUCUUUUUCACAAAGAUGCCACCUCGUUCGCCACAUGUCAACGCAUCUAAACAAGAAGCGAAUAUGA
Molecule: messenger RNA, 759 nt
Organism: Rhipicephalus microplus (southern cattle tick)
Lineage: Eukaryota; Metazoa; Arthropoda; Arachnida; Ixodida; Ixodidae
Product: zinc finger protein 35-like
Source: RefSeq, a predicted model, not a curated record